CUCUGGGAGCAUCUGAACGGGUGAUCUGUACCGAUACCCAGCGCUACAGGCAUGGCUGUCUCAGUGCUGCGGCUGACAAUUGUCCUGGGACUACUCGUCUUUAUCCUGACUUGCCAGGCCGAUGACAAACCAGAUGACAAGCCAGAUGACUCAGACAAAAACCCAGAGCCAGAAUUCCCAAAAUUCCUAAACCUCUUGGGCACAGAGAUCAUUGAGAAUGCAGUGGAGUUCAUCCUCCGCUCCCUAAGGAGGACCAGAGGAUUUAUGGAAUUUGAUGAUAAACGAGGAGAAUAUUCAGCAAAGUGACUUCCCCAGGACAAACCCACAAGGCUCCAGAAUAACCCAAGGGCAGCCAAUCCUGCUUUUCCAGUUCUGCUUCAUGAGUCCUCCAGAACAGAGGUCCCAAAAGCAGCUCCAAGCAAGUUCUCAGGAUUCAGGACCUGGCUCAGCCAAACACAACCUAUUUUGAACAUCCUGACUGCAUUCUUGCCUUCAGAAAUCAGAAUAAAUGUGUCUCCUUAGGAGUCACAUAUCCUAGGGAACUGAGAAGAUUUUUAUUGGUAGUAGUAGUAACCUUCCUGAGCAUAUUUAAAGUUUUUAAUGAUGCCAAAAAAUAUAAAAUAUAUAAAAGUUAUUAUUAGCCAGAAAAACCAAAGAAUGGUUCAAAAUAAGGAAGCUAAAGCCCAGAUAAAGUAACACGUCCAAAGUCACUGAAUUAGGAAAUGACGGAAAGGGAAUUUGAAUCUGACUCUAAAGAACAAACUCUUAACCCAUAAAAAUGUAUGAAGUUUCAGAGUUCAAAGCUUCAUAUGUUCUUUUUGGAAAGUCUUUCAAAUACAUCUGAGCCCACUCUCCUCGCUAGGUAAACUAAAAACCAACCAUUUUUCAAAUAAACAAGCUUAUUACUUGUUCCAGAGAGUCUUCAUUAUUCUUACAGAAUAGCAGAGUGUCGGGGAUGGGAGAGUCCUGGAGAAGUCUUAUGCAGCUCUUAAUUUGCUCUAACACCCAUUACACAGAGGCGGGGCCUGGUAGCCAUUGCUACCGUACUUGCCAACUUAGUCAUAGAGGAUGGAACCCCUGUAUAACCUGACCCAGCUGAGCCAGAAAGAUU
Messenger RNA from Zalophus californianus (California sea lion), 1111 nucleotides. It is a transcript of the gene C5H5orf46, whose product is annotated as chromosome 5 C5orf46 homolog. The record is from RefSeq and is a predicted model, not a curated record. NCBI's taxonomy places the organism in Eukaryota, Metazoa, Chordata, Mammalia, Carnivora, Otariidae. The transcript is spliced from 4 exons. Bases 52 to 306 code for a protein of 84 amino acids.